CCAGUUCCAUCGUGAAGUAUUUAUUUAUUUAUACAUCCCAUUUGUAUUUGCAUAUUUAUUGAUAUAAUGUAUAUUGAUAUCAUAUUGACACACAAGAUGAUAUGAGACAAUUCUACUUCCAUAUUUUUAAAGACAGCGGAUGUGCUCGUGCGAGCCUCGUAUAAACUCGCCAUGGAACCGGAGGGAGACAACCGGCUCCUUCAAGACGUGCUGACAAGAGCGGACAACGAGACGUGCGCGGACUGCGGUAACCCAGAGCCGGACUGGGCAUCACUGACUCUGGGUGUGUUUGUUUGUCAGGCCUGCUCACUUCUUCACCGCAGCAUCCCCCACAUCAGCAGAGUCAAGUCGGUUCAAGACACGUGGGAUGCGAGUGACGUGGAGUUAAUGGCUGCAAUGGGAAACAAUGUAGCUAAGGCCAAAUAUGAGCAAAAGGUUCCCGCUUUCUACUACCGACCAAAACACACUGACUGCAAGCUUCUUAGAGAGCAGUGGAUCAGAGCCAAGUACGAGAGGAAUGAAUUUGAGUUCAUUGAGAAGCAGGAACCCUACUCCGCAGGAUACCGUGAAGGGUUUCUAUGGAAACGAGGAAGGGACAACGGUCAGUUCCUCAGCAGAAAGUUCAUCCUGUCCGAGAGAGAGGGGGCUCUCAAAUACUUCAACAAGCACGAUGCCAGAGAUCCUAAGGCAGUUAUGAAAAUUGAAACCCUCAACGCUACCUUCCAACCAGCCAAGAUUGGCAACCCGUGCGGCCUGCAGAUCACCUACCUGAAAGACAACAGCACAAGGAACAUCUUUGUCUACCACAGUGAUGCUAAGGAAAUGGUAGACUGGUUCAAUGCAAUCCGAGCGGCCAGGUUCCACUAUCUACAAGUGGCUUACCCUGGAGCGAGUGAUGAAGAGCUGGUGCCCAAAUUGACCCGAAACUUCAUGAGGGAAGGUUUCAUGGAGAAAACAGGUCCAAAGCACACAGAGGGUUUCAAGAAGAGGUGGUUCACAAUGGACGACAGAAGACUGAUGUAUUUCAAAGACCCGCUGGACGCCUACGCCCGCGGCGAAGUAUUCAUCGGCAGUAAGGAGAACAGUUACACCGUCCUGCCUGGCCUGCCGCCGACCAUUCAAGGUUACCACUGGAACCAUGGCAUCACCAUCGUCACGCCUGACAGGAAAUUCCUGUUUGCCUGCGAGACUGAGGCUGAGCAACGAGACUGGAUCGCAGCCUUUCAGAGGGUCAUCAAUCGCCCGAUGAGGCCGCAGGAAUACGCAGAUAGCCCUGUGAUGAGGUGGCGACUUGUCCAGGAUGUACCCUGCCUUCCGCCCGAAACGCAGCUGAGAUAGGCUCCAGCAACCCCCCGUGAACCCGAAAGGGACAAGCGGUACAAAAUGGAUGGAUCGACUAUGCGCAGAUAUGUGUGUGUAAUAAACAAAUUUGUACACAAUUUAACAAUUUAUAAAACGGUAUAAGACAAUCUAACAAUAUCAACUAAAUACAAUGAUUCCCUUUUAAUACAUAGUCAGUGCUGCAAAAUAAGUAAACACUAGUAUUGCUUUUCAUUAAAAUAUUUUGUUUUGUUUGCCCCCAAAGCCCUCCUGUGUCCAGGAUUUAUUUUCUGACUUUGUAAACAAUAAAACAAACCAAAAAAAAAGAAGAAAUUAACGAUAAUAUAAUAUGGACAAAACAAAUCAUGGAUACUUGGAAAAAUAUAAACAUUGAAAAAUGCCCUGAAAAGUGUGUUGAGCCUUUACUGGUACUACCAUUUGUAACGAUACUAUUCGUAUAAAUGGGUUGUACUUGUAUAGCGCUUUUCUACCUUCAAGGUCCUCAAAGCGCUUUGAUACUACUUCCACAUUUACCCAUUCACACACAUAUUCACACACCGAUGGAGGGAGCUGCCAUGCAAGGCGCUAACCAGCACCCAUCAAGAGCAAGGGUGACGUGUCUUGCUCAGGACACAAUGGACGUGACAAGGUUGGUACUAGGUGGGGAUUGAACCAGGGACCCUCGGGUUGCGCACAGCCACCUUCCCACUGCGCCACGCUGUCAACAUGCUCACUCUUACUGCGAGUAUAAUCAUGUGAUAUAGUUCCUGUAACACAGUAACACUCACUACGUUUCCAUGCUCUAAAUUAUUCUGAUGUAUGUUUAAUGUUACUUGUACAUAAUAUCUGUGCAGUAUUCUCUUACAAUGCAAAGUAAUAAAUAACAUACUUUUUAUUAUAUUAUCAUUAUCCGCUUUUAUUCAUGAAGGGUUUUUUUUGUGCCGCUGUUAUUUGGGUAUUUCAGAACUAAGUGACUAAUAAAGUUUUACCAUAUAAUUGGGGUGGUGGCAAUUAAGUUAAAUACUGACCUAAGUUGGUAUGUGGUAAUUUAAUAACUGUCACACUAUUAAGUAACAUUAAUUUUUCUUUUGCUAACACAAUUUUAAAUGUAAUUCCCAUUUUCUGGAGAUGUGCUGAUUGAUGGGCCAAUGACCCGUAUCGGACUAUUUUUCGUGAAAAAGUAUGGGAACACCAUUGCCGAUAAAUUACUUUACAUACCAAUCACCUACGCUGAUUCCCUUUUGCUGACACCAUAAUUAUGUAUUUCAAUGUGGAGCAGCUCCCCUAAAUUAAUAAUCAUCACCUCCAUGACAGCAAAUAAACCGGAUUUCUUAGUAUAUUAAGUACAGGUCAGUUUAUUUUGAACAUGCAUACAAUACAGUGUUAUGCAUCACAUAUUUCCAGUUGUUUCAUUACAGUAUGUCCGAAAAGGAGUAGGAAGAAGGAGAGCUUAUUUAAUACUACACCUUUUCAUACCAUAGCAGUUUUAUCCCAUUCUUUGUUCUCUGUUUGAAACAGAACAGUGAACAAAUAAAUAAUAAAUAACUAAAUAUAUCAUAAGUAAGUAAACAAAUAUUAAAUACAUAAAUA
This is a messenger RNA of Nerophis ophidion (straightnose pipefish), 2910 nucleotides long. RefSeq names its product arf-GAP with dual PH domain-containing protein 1-like. Bases 172 to 1338 code for a protein of 388 amino acids. The record is from RefSeq and is a predicted model, not a curated record. Lineage: Eukaryota; Metazoa; Chordata; Actinopteri; Syngnathiformes; Syngnathidae. The transcript has 12 exons. Gene Ontology annotation, molecular function: GTPase activator activity; phosphatidylinositol bisphosphate binding. Gene Ontology annotation, biological process: positive regulation of GTPase activity. Gene Ontology annotation, cellular component: plasma membrane; intracellular membrane-bounded organelle.